This is a messenger RNA of Setaria italica (foxtail millet), 1371 nucleotides long. RefSeq names its product transcription factor TB1. The coding region runs from base 355 to 1155 and encodes 266 amino acids. Gene Ontology annotation, cellular component: nucleus. Lineage: Eukaryota; Viridiplantae; Streptophyta; Magnoliopsida; Poales; Poaceae. The record is from RefSeq and is a predicted model, not a curated record. Gene Ontology annotation, biological process: regulation of secondary shoot formation. The transcript has a single exon. Gene Ontology annotation, molecular function: DNA-binding transcription factor activity; sequence-specific DNA binding.
GCUUCGCUCACUCACAUCUCUUUCUGCUUCCUGUGCGCACACACACACCGGCCGGCCGGCCCCUUUCGCCAUCUCUAACUUUUCCCCCUUUCUUUCUCGAUCUUGCCUUUCCUUCCGCUUUUAAGCCUUGAUCGAUGUACACACCACACACCAGUGGGAAUGGACACACACUACUCAUCUAGCUCUUGAUCUGAAGAUCUGUUCAUUUCCAGAGUAGUAGUUUCCACAUGUGAGAUCAGGAACCGGUCGAGAGCAAGCGAGGAAGAAGAUCAAGAAGUAGUAGCAGUGGCAGUAUAGCGCUAGAACUAGCUAGAUCUCGUCUCUAGCUACGAAGCUUGUACAAGCAGUGCCCAGAUGUUACCUUACCCUAACCUUCACCAUUUCGGCGUCUCCCAAGAACCCCCACACCCAAACCCUACCGGCUUCCCCAUCAUGCUUCCGCCGGCCGCGCAUCUGGAUCAGCACUACGCCGACCACUUCUUCCCCAGCCAUGCCCACCAGUUCAACUCCGAGACGCUGGAGGCGGUGCUGAGGCCGCCGCGCGCCGCUCCAGGGUGCGAGGCCGCCGUGACGGCGCCGCAGGGCGGUGGAAGGAACGGCGCGGCCGCCGCCGCCGCUGGCGGCGGCGGCCAAGGCCACGCCAGGGCGCGGAAACGGCCGUUCCGGACGGACAGGCACAGCAAGAUCCGGACGGCGCAGGGCGUGCGCGACCGCCGGAUGCGGCUGUCCCUCGACGUCGCGCGCGACUUCUUCGCGCUGCAGGACCGGCUCGGCUUCGACAAGGCCAGCAAGACGGUGGACUGGCUGCUCACGCAGUCCAAGCCGGCCAUCGACCGGCUCACCGAGCCCUCUCAGCGAACCGGCGGCGGUGGCGGCGUUGACGCUGCCUGCUUGUCAUCCCCGACGUCAGGGGCGCCUGACGGAUCAGGUAAGAGGGGAGGGGUUGCGGAGAAGGCGGGGGCCAGAAAUGGCGGAUCGGCGUUCAUGGAGCACGGCUGCGAGCUGGACCGCCUCGUGUCCGCCGCGCCGGUGCUCGGGGAGUACUACUACGCCGGCCUCAGCGAGAUGAUGAGCAACAACGGAGGAGAAGAAGGCGACGACGAUGGUGAGUACGAGGAAGACGGCGAUGAUUUCCUGGACGGUAUGCAAUAUUAGCAGCAGCUUGCAUGGUUUUCUACGUACUGCUGGCAGCUUAUUUAGGUCUCGAUCCGGCAAGCACUUCACUGUUGUUAGUUAGUAAUGCAUAUGUACUCCCUUUUAAGCUAGUACUAAUUGUGCCAGAUGUUUCACUCUUGUGCUUUGAUGUCACUAGCUAUUAAGCUAUAUAUGUGAUCCGGCUUUCAUCCUGGUUUUAAUUGAUUUGGACAUUCU